UUGGUUGGCCUUGGGCCUUCGUCGAUCUUUGCUAACCUUGCCUGGGAAGCAUGCUUCAUGAGAUCUGGGAGUGCAUGCGCUCGCGCCGUUGUGAUGACCCCAGUCGCGGCGAGGUUUACUAUUACACCCGGCCUGCUGACGAAGAGCAUCUGAUUCCUGCGCCCGCGUAUAAUGUUGACGAGAUCACGGCAAAGAAUAUGUGGCGUAACGCGGGAUGGAGGGCUGCCAACAAGAAAGAAGACCGUGCCUUUAACGAGUGGUAUCCUCGUGAGCGUUUCCAAUCUCAAGAAGAGACUCCGGGAAUGGCAGAGGAUCCGGACAGCGGCGAGGCGCCAGGAAGAUCACGCUCGCGGGUUUAUGCUCGCUUCAUGCGGCCAUCAGUCGAGGUGCCGCCUACGCCUCUGUAUCAUCAAUUUGCGGAUGACGAUGACUGGAUAUCCGAUGGAGAGGGGCACCCCGAGGAAAGCCGCAUCACUCCAUGCACUUUUGCCUUUCUGGCUGCCGGCUGCAAACGCGCGGACUCGGACAAGCAAAUUAAACCAGUCAUCCCCAAGAGCCAGACGCCGGUGCGCCCCCGAAAGACUACUAGUACCGAACCCCCACCAGGAGAGAAGGUCGCUGCGCGCCAGCAGCGGCGUGAGAAGCGACUCUGGCGCUGGGCUCAUCCGGAGCCGUACUUUGACGAGCAAGAUGGUGAACUGCUGUGGUCACCUUCUACCUCUGCACAGGACACCUCACUCGAGUGGUCUCCGCCUGGUAAGCGCUACAUGUGCUCCUGUUUGGACCCCAAGUCUAGGAUAGGCAACAAGAAACUGACGUUAAAGGCAGGUGUCUCUCUCGAAAGGCUUCGGCUCGAUCUGUCCAAGGUGCCCGGUGCCCUAGUUCCCGCGGUCAGCCGUGAAUUCCUAAUCCACCAACAUGGAGCGGAUCCUGAGUUUGAGUCACCGCUUCUCGUGUCCUCGCUUGGUAGUGUGGAGGACGAGCGGGAGGAUGAAGCGACUGCAGCGAGGAAUAAGAAGGAUGAGAAGGAUGAGGUAGGCUCAGCGAAGAAAACCGACAAGGCUCCUCCAGCGGACAACAAGCCUUUGGACCCGGCGUCCACGAACACGAGAGCGAACACCAGGUUGGCAGAGCUAAUUUCGCUGCUCGUCGAGGAGAAAUUGCAAACGGAAGAAGAGAUCGCAGAGUUGCGAAACCGCGUUGCCGCCCUCGAAGCGAGCCGCACCACCAAAAAGACCACCACCAACACCAUCAGCAGAAGCAAAACAGCCACCGCCGUCACCGUCCGAAACAACAAGCCCACCACAAACCCAAGGACGGCUAGCGGCAGUACCACCAUCAGCGAUACCGACUUCCUUAUCCCCCUUGCCGCCGCCGCUCCCGACCUCUCCGACAUGACGAUCGCCACAUCAGACAAAAAGAACUACAAAGCGAGUUUUCUGCGCACAAGGCUCUGCGGCAUUGGCAAGCUUACCGCCUGGUUGCCCCGUACCUGAGCAAAGUGCGCGUUGUAUUAGUAGUAAGCAGUGCUGCUGGUUUGCGGGAAGGAGGGAUGAGGAUUGGCGUGGGGAUGGGAGCAUGGGUCGGUACGAUAUGUACUGAAGGGAGGGGAAGGC
Messenger RNA from Canariomyces notabilis, 1616 nucleotides. RefSeq lists its product as uncharacterized. The coding region runs from base 51 to 1496 and encodes 481 amino acids. The transcript is spliced from 4 exons. The record is from RefSeq and is a predicted model, not a curated record. NCBI's taxonomy places the organism in Eukaryota, Fungi, Ascomycota, Sordariomycetes, Sordariales, Chaetomiaceae.